GGGACUCGCAGCCGCCCAGGGCUUAGGGCGCGCGGCGGGGCCUGGCCGGGCAGGGAGGAGGAGCGGCGGCGGCGGCGGCGGGGUUCGCGCAGCUCCAGCGGCUCCAGUUUCGGCGGCUGCAGCAGCACCGGCAGCGGCACCUCCGGCGGGGCUAUGAAGGUGAAGAAGGGCAGCGGCGCAGCGGCCAACGGGGCAGCCGGAGCGGGCGCAGCCGCCGCCACUGUCGGCCUGUGCAGCGAGGACGAGCUGCUGCGCAAGGCGGCCAUCAGCCCGGAGGACGUGCUGGGGCUGGGCAAGAUCACCUCGGAUUACCUGUGCAGCCCGGAGGAGAAUGUUUACAAGAUCGAUUUCACCCGGUUUAAGAUCCGGGAUAUGGAAUCCGGCACAGUCCUUUUUGAGAUCACCAAGCCCCCCGCUUCAGAACGUGAGCGCAACGAAAAGAAAGAGGGCGACCCCAACGCCGGACGAUUUGUGCGGUACCAGUUCACCCCGGCAUUUCUACGGUUGAGGCAGGUGGGAGCCACGGUGGAGUUCACCGUGGGGGAGAAGCCCAUCAGCAACUUCCGCAUGAUCGAGAGGCACUAUUUCCGUGACCAGCUGCUCAAGAGUUUCGACUUCCAGUUCGGCUUCUGCAUCCCCACCAGCAAGAACUCCUGCGAGCACAUCUAUGAGUUCCCGCAGCUCUCGGAGGACCUCAUCCAGGAGAUGAUCCUUCACCCCUACGAGACUCAGUCGGACAGUUUCUACUUUGUGGACAACAAGCUGGUGAUGCACAACAAGGCCGACUACUCCUACAGCGGGGGGCCCUGACCCCCCCCUUCCCCUCCCCGAUGGUGGUCCGGGAGCCUCAAGGGGGGCAGCCGGAUUGGACUCUGGAUGGAACCGGCCUCUGAGACUGACUAGCUGAAGCUUUCCCUCCCCCCUGGUGCCCCCCCAGACUUUGGAGGCAGUGCCCCUCACCCCCUGCCUUGUGGGGGGGGGAGACGGUGACCCUCACCCUCCGUAGCUGCUGGGCACUGAGGCUCUCCCAGUAGCUCCUUGUCUCCCUAUUGUUGGGGAAGGAAUCGUUUUGGUAGGGAUUCUACUCCCCCCUCCCCCACCCAAGAAGAUCAGCCGGAAUUGUGGGAACUCCAGAGUGACACAGCCCCCCCCCCUCGUUCCCAGCUCCAAACGCCCUUUGGAGUGGGCAAAGACCCCAGACCCAUUUCUUUUGCUUGCCAUUUUCGGCUCAGUCCUUCUCCAGGGGGGACCAAGGGCCAGGUGGGGGCAGCCGAAGACUCUGUUGAGAGGGUCUCUCCUGGUGGGCCCCCUUUGCCGUCUCGGUGGGAAAAGGGGAGGGGGCUUCUGCUGCUGCAAAAGGGCUCAUGAAACCAUGUUUGAUGUGGUGGUGGGUGAAUAGAAGACGUGCUUUCUCCAACCCUUGUCAUUGGACGUUUCCUCCCCCGAAAUCUCUGGGGACCCCCAAAAUACCUGGCCUUGCUCUGUGGUCCUCUGUCUUCAGAAAGGAGCAAGUUCUGCCCCCUCUCAUUCCUGGGGGGGCCCUGGGGUGUCUGCCUUUCUUUAGAGAAAGAGGCAUGGUUCACCUCCCUAAGCUAAGCCCCUCUUGCCUUGCAUCUGGGGAAGGGUCUUCUGAAGUGGGCGGGGGGAACAGCUCUUCACUGCCCCUGCCCCCUUCACUGGGCAGGUUGGGGGGUGCUUUAGUUUAUGCCCUGCUGUGUGUUGCAUUCGGAGUGUGAUUGUUCUGGAGUGUGUUGUGAUGGGUAUUUGCUGGGUGUGAUUUAAGUCCAUUUGGCGGGCACCGCAAUGCGGUCAAGCACAACAGGCGUAAAAACCAUGCCCAAGUUCAAUCACGCCAUCCAAGUGUGACUGUCUCCAUCCCCUGCAGACACCCGUGAUCGACACUUGUGGUUGUGUCACAUCCGACACAAUCUGCAUGUGCGCAUCUCCCGUAAAAGCUGAGCUUGGUUCUUAGACAGAGGCAACCUGUGAAUUUGGGGGGGGGGGUGCGAGAAGGGGAAGGGCCCCUUGGGGCGGGUGGCACAAGCUGAGAAGCUGCCACUUUCUUCUGUGUGUGUGGGGGGCACUGAGAAACCCCCAGUUGGGCAAAGGAAGCCCCCCCCCCCAAAGGUCAGGUAGCCUCUUGCAAGGGGAGCUUGUCAAUACGUGGGAGAUGCUGGGUCUGACGCCUGUGGGGUUAAAGGUACAGCCUGGCUGUGGGUCAACUGGAACUUUUAGAAAUGUCCAUGAAGAUUCUUCAUCAUCCAGGCAGAGGUGACCAAAACCUAUGAAGAACGGCUGCAGGAUUUGGGCUUGGCCCUUCUAGAGAAAAGGAGGACGACAGGUGAUACGGUAGCAGUCUUCCAGUGUUUGAGGGGCUGCCAGAAAGAGGAGGGGGCCCACUUAUUCUCCAAAGCCCCUGAAGGCAGGACAAGAAGCCAUGGAUGGAAACUGAGGAAGGAGAGAAGCAACCUGGAACUAAUUUCCUGACAAUUACAAUUAAUCGGUGCAACGGUUUCCCUUCAGAGGUUAUGGCUGCUCCGUCACUGGAGGCCUUUAAGAAGAGACCGGACAGCCACCUGUCUGAAAUGGUCGAGGGCGGGGUGUGUGUGUGUGUGUUAAACUCACGUCGUCAUGGUGGUGUUACAUGACGUAUGGCGAUUUCCCCCCCUUCACUAAACCGGGGGUGGGUUUGGCCAGUUUAUGGUGCAUCCCCGGGCCGUGAGUUUGACAGCCCUGCUCUAGAAUCUCUUGCUUGAGCAGUGGGGUUGGACUACAAGACCUCCAAGGUCCCUUCCAACUCUAGGAUUCUGCAAGGGAGGAAGGAAGGGAGGAAGGAAGGGCAACAGAUGGAAACUAACCAAGGAGAGAAGCAACCUGGAAUUAAGAAGGAACUUCCUAACAGUGAGGACAGUUAACUGGUGGAACAGCUGGCCACCAGGAGUUAUGGCUGCUCCAUCGCUGGAGGCUUUUAAGAAGAGACUGGACAGUCUCUUAUCUGAGAUGGUCUAGGCUCUCAUGCUUGAGGAGGAGGCUGGACUAGAAGACCUCCAAGGUCCCUUCCAGCUCUAUUCUGAUUCUGAAUCAAAAUCCCAUGAAGAUGUAUGAAGGUUGCCUGAAGGCUGAAACGUUGCAACUCAACUGAUUUUUAGACCUUCCAACAGCCUUCAGAGGUUUUUGCCUGGAUGACUGAGAGUCUUCAGGGGCAUUUUGCAGUGAGUUUGGGGGAAGGACCCCCAGAGGUUGCUGUGGCAGGAGCUGGUCCACUCUUAACAACUCUCUGGCUACCCGCCUUGCUCUGACUGGAUGGGCAGCAAAACGUCUCUGAAAAGAUGCCAAAGGGGCUUUUUUUCCAAGAGGCAACUGGACUUUCUGGUUUUCCUUUGAAGAUGUUUCCCUUCUCACCCAAGAAGCUUCUUCAGUCUGACUGGAUGUGGGGUGGGGGGGAAGGGAAGGAUUUCUACUCCUUGCAGACAGCUGGUUAUUUGCAUCCUUUUUAGAGGGUCCUUGAGGCCACUUGGAGAUUGUCUGUGUCCUCAGGGUCACCUGAGGGCUGCAACUCUCUGCAACUAAAAGUUAGUCCAGUUGCAAUGAUUCAGUCUUCAGACAGUUUCAGGCAACCUUCAGAUGCCUUUGGAGACAGGCUCAGCAUUCCUCUCCACUGGGCAGCAGCCUUGGGCUGCAGGAAGCCCAAAGUGCCCCUGAGGGCGGGGGGGGGGCAGGGGGACUCUGUGCCACCAAGUUCUGGAAGUUGCCAUCCUCCGCGCCCCCCCCCCCGGGAGCUGAUGUGCUUUGGCUGUAAAAGCAGAGACUGAAGGGAUAGAUAAGGGGAAAAAGGAGCUUUUUACUGGUUGUGUCCUGCUUCGAAAGUUUAGCCAGCAUUAUCAGAUUGAGACUGAAAUUGUAAAUCUCUCUGUUUUAUUCUGAAUAGGAUAGAAUCUGGAGUGUCCCCAAAAACGCGGCACACAAAAUGAUGCAAGCAGGAAUCCUUUCCUUGCAGCUCAUUUUGCUCUUUGACUGCCCCCACAGCCCCCCCCCCAAUCAGGGAAAACGGAUCAACACACCCCCCUCCUCAAUUUCUCUCUGGCUGUUGCUAGGACCUGUCUCUGCUUCUGCCCAGCUCCAGGAUCAGUUGGUGCACUGCAACUCUGGAGUUGUGGUGGGGGGGCUCAUUCCCAGGAAAGGCAAAUGGGCAGGAAUGGUUGGGAGGGGGAGAUUAUUCAGCCAGGAAGACUGCGGGGUGCUUGGUGUUCUCUGAGCUUGGUGGUUUUCUUGCAGGCAUUUCAUUACCCAACUAGGUAACACUAUCAGUGCUAGAAAGGACUGGAGUUUGUAGAGAGGAGGAGAAGGAGGAGGAAACGACUGUAGGGUCCUGGGUGCUCUCUGAGCUUGGUGUUUUCUUGCAGAUGUUUCAUAACCCAACUAAGUAAUGCCAUCAGUGCUAGGAGGGAAGGAAGGAAGGAAGGAAGGAAGGAAGGAAGGAAGGAAGGAAGGAAGGAAGGAAGGAAAGAAAGGGUGGAUUUGGGAGGUUUUUAAGAAGAGAUUGGUCUUUCACUUGUCUGAACUGGCGUGGGGUCUCCUGCUUUAGCAAGUGGUGGGACUUGAAAACCUUCAAGGUUCUUUCCAAAGUUGUUAAUGAGGGAGGGAAGAAGGAAGAAAGGAAGGAAAAGGAAAAGAAAAAAAAAGAUUCCUUCCACUCCUCACUUUCUGUCGCUGUGCUGCCGAUGGUGGCUUGCAAAAACCCGGUUUAUUUUUGCCAUGCUUGUUUCCUGGAGAGGUGGCUGAGCAGGUAGCCCAAUUCUUUAUCCCAGGCUGAGCUGGGAGGAAUUUACGGCCGUUACAUUUCGUUCCCUUCUCUCGGACAGCUAAGAGGCUCAGGCAGGGAGGGACUAAAAAUAGCCAUCUUGGGCCGCUUGCGGUUGUGGGUCACCCAGGCAGGUGCCAGGCACGGCCUUGCCAAUCCCAGCUCGCCAGAUCCCUCGCCGGUCCGAGAGCCUCACUUGCCAGUUUAUUAAAAACAACCUUCCGAGAGAGAGAGAGAUGGAAGUGCCAAGUCAUUCAAAGACAUCACCUUAUUCUGUACCCUAAGAGGGCUUGGAAACCAACCAGAAUGGAAGUGAAUAGAAAACAGCCCGUGGGAGAACUGGGAGCCUCAGUCUGGGUGGCAUUGAAGGCGGGCAAGGAGGCUUGGUCUUUGGUUCUCUGAAGACAAGGAGGGAACCAUCCAUUUGGUCCAGCCUGUCCUGCCCAGUUGACCGUCGGAUGGUGCUGAUGCCCAAGGGGUGGUGGUCCAAGAGCCAGGUGGACCCUGGGUGGCCACCGGCUGUCCAGCUGGCUUCCUCCUAGUCCGAGGACCUCUUGUUUCCCUAUUUCAGACAUUUGCUGCCUGGCGUUGAGGUGUUGAGGUCCUGGCAUUGCUUAAGGGCUGGGACAGGCUUGGAUGAGAAAGCCAAUAUCCAUGGGAGGACUCCUAGCUGAGGGCUGUCUGGGGUGGGUUAACUUUGAGACCCUCCUUGCUGCUGUGUGAGGAUGUUCUCUCCCCCACCCCCCACGACCAGAUUCUGAGUCAGCAGAAGGUACAGAAAAGUGGAGUCGGAAGGGACCCUGGAGGUCUUCUAGUCCAACCCUCUGCUCAAGCAGGAGACCCUCUACCAUUCUGGACAAAUGGCUAUCCAAUCUCUUCUUGAAAACCUCCAGAGAUGGGGAAGGAAAGGAAGGAUAGCAGAAUAACAGAGUUGGAAGGGACCUUGGAGGUCUUCUAGUCCAACCCCCUGCUCAAGCCUCUACCAUUCUGGACAAAUGGCUGUCCAAUCUCAGUGAUAGAAUCAGUUGUGCUCUGGGUGAUUUAUUGUUGUGUGCACACAUUGGGUGGGAAUUGCUAUGUGUUGGUUGCAGAGGGUUUCGGACCGUCCAGUGGGAUGCUGAGGAGGGGGCCUUCAAGCAGAGGGCCACAGUGAUGCCCUGGAUUUAGGAGAGGCCUGUGGUCCCCCACUCUCAGCCCUGCUGGUCAGGUGGUCAUUGCUGGAUUCUGGGGUACCAGGAAGCCCCAUCUUGACCCCCUCUAAAGCAGACAACCUUCGCCAGCUGGAUGCACAGAUAAUCCAGUGAGGGAGGAUAAUUAAAUCAGGAUUAAAGUUGAUGGGCAGCCACCUUCCUUGCAGGGGGGGUGCAAGGUGUGAGAGCCAAAAAUACAACCAGGCCAGGCGUGCAAAACAACCUUGGCUGCCCUCCCCCUCCUGAGUAGCGGGGAGGGUUUUUCACCCCUCCCCAAAUGUGACCUGCAUGAACAAAGCAUCGCCUUGGAAGUUCAAGCAGGCAAAAUAAGAAAAGCAGCCGUCCAGUCUGUUUUUAGUCCCCUGUGGUAAACAUUUGUCCCAUUUGCACUGAUGAUGUUACCUAGUUGGGUCAUAAAACAUUUGCAAGAGACGAAAGAGCACCAAGGGCCCCCAAUUCACUCCUGAGCUAUGAAUAUUCUGCUAGCUAGACUGACUGAACUUGUUUUAUUGUGCCAGGGAGGAAACUCCCCCUUGUCUGGCUGUGCAUGUUGGACCUUUUUGCUCCUGGUGGUGUGGUUAAUGGGCCACAGCAGCCCGGCUGGAUGGGAGCAUCUUUAUUUGGAAACAGGAAUGGAGGGAGCCUCCGGUCUUUCAAAUCCAGGUCUCGCUCUUCGAGAAAGGCUGGAUGUUCCCCGGAGCAGAGGUCUCCUUUGUAGCCUGAAGGUCAUCGAAAAGAUGCCUGAAGGUCAUCGAAAGGAAGUGGGUAAUCGGGGGGGGGGCAUCUGCCAAGGGGGGCUGGCCCCAAGCCCAGAUCUUUGAGGCUGGAGAGAUCACAGAGAAAAUAGGCUAAAAAGAGAGAGCAGCUCUGCUGGCUGGGGAAUUCUGGGAGUUGCAGUCCACGCGUCUUCAAGUUCCCAAGGUUUAAAAGCAUUUCCAGCACGAGCACCCACAAAAAUCCCCCCACGCAUCUUUUAGCAGAUCCAAAUGAAAUUAAAAAUUAUUUUAAAAUUAUUUAUUUUAAAUAAAUAUUUUUCUCAAACUACAACCCUCCUGGGACUUUUGCCUCUUAAUCAGGGCUUCCACGGCCUGAAAAACAUCUAAAACCUAUCAUAGGUUGCCAUCUGUAUGGGAAUUUGAGCCCCCUCCUCAGCCUAGGACGCCCCCCUCCCCCCAAAAAAACCCUGAUGGUGCUUUAAAGCAGGGGUCUCCAACCUUGGUCCCUUUAAGACUUGUGGACUUCAACUCCCAGAGUUCCUCAGCCAGCUUCGCUGAAGUUGAAGUCCACAAGUCUUAAAGGGACCAAGGUUGGAGACCCCUGCUUUAAAGUCUGCCCCUCUGCAUAGUUAUUUAAAAGCACAACCGAGAUAAUACACGGAUCUCGUAUUUCCUCUCUCAGGACUGGACUCCGUUGCCUCCCUCCCUCCCUCUGCUCCCAGGUGAGGUGGGUUUUACUUGGGCGAAGACCAUUUUCUUACAGAAAAGAUUAAUAUACCGGUAUAUUUAAAGCUGUAAUAAAAAGAAGCAUGUCCACCGGGUAUCCUGUGCUUGGAGUUUGGUUUUAAAGAAGGAACCGGGUGGGUGCCCCCAUCAGCUGCUAUCCACCACUCCCCACAACCUCUGUGUUGGCUGUGGCUUAUGGGUCUGGAGUGAGACUUGGGUUUGGUUGGGCCAUGAGACCCCCUGGCUGCAUCCCAUCUUAAGAGGAGCUUAAUGAAUUUCAAGGCAAAUAGGAAAAGUUUAAGAAUGUUGGACAGAACAAUCUUUCCUUUGUUCCCUUUCUUUCUUCUUUCUUUCUUCUGUCCUUCCUUCCUUCCCUUCUUCUUCUUCUCCUCCUCCUUCCCUUUUCUUUCUUUCUCCUCCUCCUUCUCUCCUCCUCCUCCUCCCACCCCCCAACUUCAGAUGCCAAGGGAAGUACACAUUUCAGUAACACUAACAGAGUUGGGAGGGACCUUGGAGGACAUCUAGUCCAACCCGCUGCUCAAGCAGGAGACCUAUACUAGGGAUUUGAACCGCUGAACUGCCAACGUUUCUGAUCGACAAGCGCAGCGUCUUAGCCACCGAACCACCUAGGCAGGCUAUUUCUAACAGGUAGUACUUGGGGGAAAAAAGGAUGUAAGAUACGGCAGAGGUUCUGCCCAUCCUUACAUCUGCCCCCCCAAACAUCUGCCCCCUUCAAAUGGGGACACUCUACUGCUGACAGACCCCAAUCCUUUUGAUAGUGAAGGAGCCCCAAAACCUGUUCAUGAACC
Ahaetulla prasina is the source of this 8242-nucleotide messenger RNA. RefSeq names its product unc-119 lipid binding chaperone (gene UNC119). Gene Ontology annotation, molecular function: lipid binding. Gene Ontology annotation, biological process: visual perception; nervous system development; negative regulation of clathrin-dependent endocytosis. The record is from RefSeq and is a predicted model, not a curated record. The coding region runs from base 154 to 810 and encodes 218 amino acids. Lineage: Eukaryota; Metazoa; Chordata; Lepidosauria; Squamata; Colubridae. The transcript is spliced from 5 exons. Gene Ontology annotation, cellular component: centrosome; spindle pole; spindle midzone.